Odocoileus virginianus texanus is the source of this 3225-nucleotide messenger RNA. It is a transcript of the gene ZNF135, whose product is annotated as zinc finger protein 135. Gene Ontology annotation, biological process: regulation of transcription by RNA polymerase II. The record is from RefSeq and is a predicted model, not a curated record. Lineage: Eukaryota; Metazoa; Chordata; Mammalia; Artiodactyla; Cervidae. Gene Ontology annotation, cellular component: nucleus. Gene Ontology annotation, molecular function: RNA polymerase II transcription regulatory region sequence-specific DNA binding; DNA-binding transcription factor activity, RNA polymerase II-specific.
GGUGGGCGCACCGCACUCUGGGAGUUGUAGUUCGGCGCCCGCCCAGCUAGGCGCAAUCUCGGCCAGCAGCGGGCGUGGCCUUCCUCCUGGCAUUCCUCCAAGGAGUGCGGAACCAGAGGGUCCCAGGGUGGAAAACAAGGCGGAGCCAGGAUUCAGAGCCCCUCAACCGUAGCCACCCAGGAGGGGGCGUGGCAAGCGGGAAGACGAUCGGAGGCGCGCGCCGCCCUCUGGGAGGUGUAGUUCAGCGUCGGUACGCAGGCGCAGUGCGCUCCGUGGCGGCCUCAGUCUUUGUCUUACAGUCCAGCGAACUGCCUACAGAGGAGCUGACUAUUCCUGCAAGAGGCCCGAGGAGGAGGGAAUGACUGCUGGGCUCCUCACUGCCGGGGACCCGGAGCAAGUGACUUUUGAGGACGUGGUCGUGGACUUCACCCAGGAGGAGUGGGGGCAUCUGGAGCCGGCCCAGAGGACCCUGUACCGAGAUGUGAUGCUGGAGACCUUCAGACUCCUGGUCUCUGUGGAUUUGGAAACCAGACCCCAAAGCAAGCUAUCAACUGAAAAGCAAGGUGUAACUGAAGAAAUAGCCAACAGUGCCCUGGUAGAAGGGUUUCUGCAGGAAAGUCUGUGGCACUUUAAGGAUGAAGAUGCUGCAGGCAACAGGGAACAGGGCCCUGAGAAGUCAGAUAGCUGUGUGGUGCAGGCAGCCUGCACACCUGUGAAGACACCGACACAGGAGCAGCAGCAGGGGAAUGGGUGUGGGGAAAACUUGAGUCUGAGGCCAGAUCUCCCAACUCAACCAAUGACUCCUGAAAGGCAAGAUGCCCCAAUGUGGGGAGCACAUGGACAGAGGGAGAAUUCAGACUCAAAUGCUCAACAGAAAACCUGUGCAAAAGAGAAGCCCUAUGGAUGUCAGGAAUGUGGAAAGACCUUUAGUCACAGCUCAGCACUCAUUGAACACCACCGAACACACACAGGAGAGAGGCCUUAUGAAUGUCAUGAAUGUGGAAAAGGCUUUCGAAACAGCUCAGCGCUUACCAAACACCAGCGAAUCCACACUGGUGAGAAACCUUACAAGUGUACUCAGUGUGGGAGGACCUUCAACCAAAUUGCCCCAUUGAUCCAGCACCAGAGAACUCACACGGGUGAGAAACCCUAUGAGUGCAGCGAGUGUGGGAAAUCCUUCAGCUUUAGAUCCUCCUUCAGCCAACAUGAGCGGACGCACACAGGUGAGAAGCCCUACACGUGCAGUCAGUGUGGGAAGGCCUUCCGACAGAGCAUCCAUCUCACCCAGCACCUGCGAAUCCACACUGGGGAGAAGCCAUACCAGUGUGGAGAGUGUGGCAAGGCCUUCAGCCACAGUUCAUCCCUGACUAAACACCAGCGGAUCCACACUGGGGAGAAGCCCUAUGAGUGCCAGGCAUGUGGAAAAGCCUUCACCCAGAUCACACCACUGAUUCAGCAUCAGAGGAUACACACAGGCGAGCGGCCGUAUGAGUGCAGUGAGUGCGGGAAGGCUUUCAGCCAGAGCACACUCCUGACUGAGCAUCGGAGGAUCCACACAGGAGAGAAGCCCUAUGGGUGCAAUGAGUGUGGGAAAACCUUCAGUCACAGCUCAUCGCUUAGCCAGCACGAGCGGACACACACAGGCGAGAAACCCUAUGCAUGCAGGCAGUGUGGGAAGGCCUUCCGGCAGAGCACACACCUCACUCAGCAUCAGAGAAUCCACACGGGGGAGAAGCCCUACAAGUGUAGUGACUGCGGCAAGGCCUUCAGCCACAGCUCAUCCUUGACCAAACACCAGCGGAUCCAUACUGGGGAGAAGCCCUAUGAGUGUAAUGAGUGUGGCAGAGCCUUCAGCCAGCUUGCUCCACUCAUUCAACACCAGCGGAUCCACACAGGAGAGAAGCCCUAUGAGUGUAAUCAGUGUGGCAGAGCCUUCAGCCAGAGCUCCCUCCUCAUAGAACACCAGAGGAUUCACACCAAGGAAAAACCCUAUGGGUGCAAUGAAUGUGGAAAAUCCUUCAGCCACAGCUCAUCGCUCAGCCAGCACGAGAGGACACACACUGGGGAAAAGCCCUACGAGUGCCAGGAUUGCGGAAAGUCCUUUAGGCAGAGCACCCACCUCACUCAGCACCGGAGGAUCCACACAGGAGAGAAGCCAUAUGAGUGCAGGGACUGUGGGAAGGCCUUCACACACAGCUCCUCCCUUACCAAGCACCAGAGAACUCAUACUGGGUAGACCCACUCCAUGUGUGCUGGGACCCAGCAAAGCCUUAAGCCACAGCACAUCGCUUACUACAUUUGACCCAGUCAUACUCCUGAUAAACAAUACACUGUAAACAAGCCUUUGUGCUCAACACACCCCUAAGACUCCCACACAGAGUUGACAUUUAUGGAAAUGACUGUGGGAAUAGCAAGCUCUGGGUCAUCUAUCCCAGACAGCCAGUCAUCCAGACAGUAGGGAAGUGUGAAGUUAAUCACUGUUGAGGACCUUUAGCCAUGAGUGCCCACCAAUGCUUUACUAUAGAACCUACAAAAGGGAGAAAUGGAAAAAAUGUAGUGGACAUGAGGUGGCUUCUGAGAAGUCACCAUAUUCUAAACCAGACAUUUUCAAAGUGGUGAGAAACUCAACAAAUGCCUUUCAUAUAAAAGAAUCAGAUGCAGUCAGAAUUUGUCAUUAUUGCACAUGACAUUCUUGUGGGUAGGUGCUUAUGAAAAGUGCAAGUUGACUUUCAUAUUUGCUAAAACCAAUAUGGCAGAAUGUUCCAGACAUGAGAGUGGCAUUUUUAUGGAAUCAUGAAUAUUCAAAUAUCUCAGCACAAAAUUUUCUGAUUUGUGUGUAAUUGUUUGAACAAGGUACAUGGCCACCAGCCUCACAAAUGUGAAUGCCAUAUGAUAAUUAUCCAUGUACUAUAACCAUUUUAAAGUAGUUGUAUGCAUUAUGUGGCAAUAAGUUAAUUUUUAUACGCAAUGGAACUGAAAAGAUUUGUAUAGGAAGACUUGAAAGGUAGAGCCCCUUCCACAGAGUCUUGCAGAUUCUGAGAUGGUUUUUACUGCUUUGUUCUUGCUAUAAAAUUUUCUACCAGACUCAAAGGCAUUAGAAAUUCAAAUGUUGCUGUUUCACAAUUUAUCUUUGUUAAGUCACCAUCUUGAGGCUUCCCAGAUGACUCAGUGUUAAAGAAUCCACCUACCAAGCAGGAGGUGCUGUUUUGAUCCCUGGGUCAGGAA